AAAGUCUCACAGAAGAGAGAUUAGAGGAGGCGGGGACAGUGAGGGAACCUUCCUGAUCUCCCGGCCGGAGGAUGGCGGUCUUUGCCCGCUUACUGGAGCGACUCGGAUGGGCUCGAGCUCAGGAGGUGGUGGAGGAGGAGGUCGAGGAGGAGUGCAGCCUCCCCGGCGCGUCUGGGAGCCUCCCGGCUGCGCCCCGGCCCCGGUGCUGGCAGAGGCUACACGGGGGUGCGGCGGCCGCAUCCGGCCUGCGCUUCGGGGCGAGCGCCAUGCAGGGCUGGCGCGCACGCAUGGAGGACGCGCACUGCGCUCGGCUGUCUUUGCCCGGGCUGCCAUCAGGAUGGGCUUUUUUCGCCGUUCUGGACGGCCACGGAGGAGCGCGGGCCGCGCGCUUCGGAGCGCGCCACCUCCCAGGUCACGUGCUAGGGGAACUAGGUCCUGCGCCCCUGGAGCCAGACGGCGUGCGCCAGGCUCUGCGUAGCGCCUUCCUGCACGCAGACGCGCAGCUGAGCGCGCUCUGGCCCCGCGGCGACCCCGGUGGCUCGACGGCUGUGGCUCUGCUUGUGUCUCCGCGAUUCCUCUACCUUGCGCACUGCGGGGACUCGCGCGCGCUGCUGAGCCGCUCGGGCUCUGUGGCCUUCUGCACCGAGGACCACCGUCCCCACCGGCCUCGGGAACGCGAACGCAUCCACGACGCCGGUGGCACAGUCCGUCGCCGGCGCGUGGAGGGCUCCCUGGCCGUAUCGCGAGCCCUGGGUGACUUCGCCUACAAGCAGGCACCGGGCAGGCCUCCUGAGCUGCAGCUCGUGUCCGCUGAGCCCGAGGUGACUGCGCUGGCACGCCAGGAUGAGGACGAGUUCGUGCUCCUGGCUUCUGAUGGCGUGUGGGACGCUCUGUCUGGUGCGGAUCUGGCUGGGCUAGUGGCGUCGCGCCUGCGUCUGGGCCUGGACCUGAAGCUACUCUGUGCGCAGCUGUUGGACACAUGUCUGUGCAAGGGAAGUCUGGAUAACAUGACCUGCAUGGUGGUCUGCUUCCCUGGGGCCCCCGGGCCCUGUGAGGAGGCAAUCAGCAAGGAGAAGGCUUUAAACGAAGCCCUGAUGCACAGAGUUGCUGAGCUGUAUGCCUCUGCUCAGGAGCCUCCAUGCCUGAACACGGUUUUCAGGAGCCUGGCCUCACAGGACAUCCCGGGCUUGCCUCCUGGAGGAGGGCUACACAGCAAGGCCACUGUCAUUGCUGAAGCUUACUCUAAACUGCAUCAUACCCCGGAGGAUUGUCAAGAGGUAAGGCAACCUGCGUACACCCUUGCCCGCCCCGCCUCACCCCUGCAACUCCAGCAGUUGAAGGACUGGACUACGUGUGACUCUGUUUGAAAACAACAACAACAACAACAAGGAAGAAAGAGAGAAUAAGGGCAGGUGUUGGAGAGAUGGCUCAGUGGUUCCGUGGUUAAGAGCAUCUGUUGCUGUUGCAGAGGACUCAAGUUUAUCUCCUAGAAUCCAUAUGGCUGAUAACUCUAGUCCCAAGGGAUCGAUCACCCCCAUCUGGCCUCUGCACACAUGCAGUGUACUUAUACAUACAUGCAAGCAAAAACACCCAUACACUUAACAUUUUUUUAUUAAUUAAAUGUAAAAAGAAAGAAAAACCAGGGGGCGGGAGAAAUGGCUCCGUGGUUAGGAGCACUGACUGCCCUUCUGUAGUAGGAUCUGGUGCCUGAAGACAUGCAUGCAACAGUGCACUCAUAUAUUUACAAUAGAGAAACCUUUAAAAAUAAAAACGAAAAACCAGAAAUAAAAUAAAGAACACAGACGGGAGGCUUGCAGAAGGCCGGGCUGGGUUGCUUCUCUCUCCCACGUUUGUGUUUCAGAAGAGGUGAGGUGGGGCAGAAGCCCUUGAGCUCAGGCCUGACUGACAGCACCCGUCCUCCAGACCAUCUGCACAUCUCGGGGAAAUCUGUGCUUCCCUACCGGACAGUCGGGGCGGAAAGCCCGCGGAGGACGGGCCUGGACUCUGUUUCCUCUUCUGCUUCUCCCUCAGCGUCUCAUGAGGGGGAAUUCCACCCUCUCCCAACAGCAGAAAACCCAACCCAACCCCCUCGACUUCUCCCCCUUAACAUUUAAAGCCAAGCAGAUCUUACGUGUUCAGCAUAACAGCCCUUCUGGUUUCUUUGUUUUUUUUAACCUAUGCUACAAGGAGGUGGUGAUAGAUGUGUUUAUGAAAUUUUACUUAAUAAAAGUAAUCCCAUUGCA
Apodemus sylvaticus (European woodmouse) is the source of this 2243-nucleotide messenger RNA. It is a transcript of the gene Ppm1n, whose product is annotated as protein phosphatase, Mg2+/Mn2+ dependent 1N (putative). NCBI's taxonomy places the organism in Eukaryota, Metazoa, Chordata, Mammalia, Rodentia, Muridae. The record is from RefSeq and is a predicted model, not a curated record. Gene Ontology annotation, molecular function: magnesium ion binding; manganese ion binding; protein serine/threonine phosphatase activity. The transcript is spliced from 4 exons. Bases 72 to 1367 code for a protein of 431 amino acids. Gene Ontology annotation, biological process: protein dephosphorylation.